Messenger RNA from Penicillium cosmopolitanum, 1520 nucleotides. RefSeq names its product catalase. Gene Ontology annotation, cellular component: mitochondrion; peroxisome; cytoplasm. The coding region runs from base 48 to 1520 and encodes 490 amino acids. Lineage: Eukaryota; Fungi; Ascomycota; Eurotiomycetes; Eurotiales; Aspergillaceae. The transcript is spliced from 7 exons. Gene Ontology annotation, molecular function: catalase activity; heme binding. The record is from RefSeq and is a predicted model, not a curated record. Gene Ontology annotation, biological process: response to hydrogen peroxide; hydrogen peroxide catabolic process.
AUAGCAUCACAGCACGUGUAUUUGGUACCCCAGAACGAGAGAUCGCCAUGCCAAAGCCUACAUUCACGCUGGCAGAAGGCCAGCCAAUUGCAAACCCAUCUGUAAGCACUACGUUGCCUACUUUAGGCGGCGGAGGCAUCACAACCUUGGGUGAUACGCUCCUUAUUGAGACGCUCUCGCACUUCAACCGUGAGCGUAUUCCUGAAAGAGUUGUUCAUGCCAAAGCUGCUGGUGCGUGGGGAGAGUUCGAAGUCACCAAUGAUAUAUCCUCCAUCACGUCGGCCAAAUUCCUAAAUGGCGUGGGCAAGAAGACGCCGGUGCUUUUUCGUCUAAGCACUACUGGCGGUGAAAAGGGCAGUGCAGACACUGUCCGGGAUGUGCGAGGGUUCUCUGUCAAGUUUUUUACAGAGGACGGCAAUCACGACAUUGUUGGGAACCACGUUCCGGUGUUUUUCGUGCGCGAUCCAAUUCGAUUCCCUUCCCUCAACAGAAGUCACAAAAGGCACCCCGCCACGAACCGACCGGAUUGGACUAUGUUCUGGGACUUCCAUGUCAAUCAGCCAGAGAGUGUCCACGCGUUGAUGCACUUGUUCGGCUCCCGCGGUAUCCCUAAUUCGAUCCGGAGAGUGACCGGUUUUGGGGUGCAUACCUUCAAAUUGGUGGCAGCGGACGGCAGGUCUCGGUACUGCAAAUUCCACUUCCGGCCGACUCAGAGCAUCACCCAUUUAUCUGAACAACAAGCCAUCCGGAUGGCUGGAGUGAAUGCCGACUUCCAUACCCAGGACCUGUGGGAUGCCAUCUCUCGCAAACAGUUUCCAGUCUGGAAGCUUUACAUGCAGGUGAUGGAGCCCGAGCAGGCUGAGACAUAUGGUCGUGCUCUUUUCGACAUCACGAAGGUCUGGCUCCACAAGGAUUUCCCCUUGAUUGAGGUUGGCCAGAUGACCCUGAACAAAAAUCCGGAGAAUUAUUUUGCCGAGAUCGAACAGGCGGCCUUUUCACCUUCCAACAUGGUCCCUGGGAUUGCCAUGACACCUGAUCCUAUGUUGCAGGCGCGCAUGUUUGCCUACCCUGAUGCUCAGCGAUACCGCUUGGGGGUAAACUACACACAGCUCCCUCCAAACCGCGCCAUUUGCCCUGUUUACGCGCCCUUUGAGCGUGAUGGCAUGGGUACUGUAACCCGAAACUAUGGCGGUGACCCAAAUUAUGUGCGUAGUACUCUGAGCCCAGGCAUUCCCAGCCAGGUGGUCUCCGAUGUGCGACACACCGAGCGCAUCGAACAUAAUGCUAUCCUCGCCCAGAAUGAGAUUUUGGUUGAUGACGAGGAUUACGUCCAGCCACGGGAGCUAUGGAACAGAGUCUUUGAUGAGGCCGAGAAGAGACAGUGGGUGGCAAAUGUCUCCGAGGCCUUGGAGGACGUGCCUGCAGAGCUGAAGGAAGCCGUCAUGGGGAUGUUUAGCGAGGUCGACCCCCGUAUUGGGCAAAUGAUAGGUGCUAAGACUAAGAGUAGCCCGCAUCUUUGA